This is a messenger RNA of Coniophora puteana RWD-64-598 SS2, 1143 nucleotides long. Its product is annotated as short-chain dehydrogenase. NCBI's taxonomy places the organism in Eukaryota, Fungi, Basidiomycota, Agaricomycetes, Boletales, Coniophoraceae. The transcript has 5 exons. The record is from RefSeq and is a predicted model, not a curated record. The coding region runs from base 37 to 1143 and encodes 368 amino acids.
AGCAUACUCGGAAUACCGAGCUGACUGAGCGGCCUGAUGGAUGUCCCAGCAGAUCGAGACGGUGGCCCAGUCCUUACCCUCACCACUUCCAACCUCCGUCUUCUCACUACAGUCAUUAUGAAGCUUUCUUUCUUUGACUUCAUUGUAGACCAGUGGUCUCGGGUCCCAUCCGUGGUCCGUGCCGAUCUCUCUGGUCAGACGGUCGUUGUGGUAGGAGCCAACGUUGGUAUUGGGCUCGAGGCAUCCGUUCAUUUCGCAUCUAUGAACCCCGAGCGGCUUAUCAUAGCUUGCAGGAGCGAGAGUAAGGGGAAGGACGCAGUCAAAGAGAUAACACGGCGGUCUGGCUAUGCGAACACUGAACUUUGGAUCAUCGACUUAUCCUCGUUUGCUUCCGUGAGCGAAUUCGCAGACCGGUUCGAGCGCGAGACAGGCUCGCUCGAUAUGCUAGUGAUGAACGCGGCAUUGGCUACGAGAAAAUAUGAAGUGACCAAGGACGGGUGGGAGAGCACUCUACAGGUGAACUACCUCUCGACUACACUCUUACCCCUUCUCCUCUUCCCGCGUAUGGUUGAGGCGGGAAAGAAGCACGGCAGACCAGCACGGCUGGUCACCGUUGCUAGUGACUCGCACUACUGGUCAUCUAUAUCCCGUGAUGUACAGGCGUCGCCUACUCCUCUCAGGAUGCUCAGUAGCAGGGAAUACUGCACACCGGAGAACUUCAGAAGCCGCUACCCUCAAUCUAAACUACUCAAUAUCCUUCACAUACGAGCCCUCGCCGAACACCUCCGCCCCCUCUCCCUUGUUCCCGUCACACCAGUGAUGCCAAACCCGGGGUUCUGCUAUUCUCAGCUGAGGCGAGAAAUCAUCUCAUCGUGGAGGGUCUGGUUCAUGGAGAAACUCAUUGCUUGGCCUGCUGAGUAUGGCGCGCGCCAGCUCGUAUUCGCGGCAUUGGGUGUUCGAGAUGACGAAGAAGGCAUGCGUGGUGCGUACGUAAGUAGAGGCACGAAAAAAGAGGAGAGUGACUGGGUGAUCAGCGAGGAGGGGGGAAAGACUCAGGCGCUCGUAUGGGAGGAAACGAUGGAGAUUUUGAAGGGCGUGGACCCGAGGGUCGGAAAGGUUUUAGGCGAGUACAUGAUCGAUUAA